Molecule: messenger RNA, 3203 nt
Organism: Galeopterus variegatus (Sunda flying lemur)
Lineage: Eukaryota; Metazoa; Chordata; Mammalia; Dermoptera; Cynocephalidae
Product: receptor-type tyrosine-protein phosphatase gamma
Exons: 20
Biological process (GO): protein dephosphorylation
Molecular function (GO): protein tyrosine phosphatase activity; protein binding
Source: RefSeq, a predicted model, not a curated record
AGAAGGAGACCUUUCUGGAUCCUUUUGUCCUCCGGGACCUCCUGCCUGCAUCCCUGGGCAGCUAUUACCGGUACACGGGUUCUUUGACCACCCCACCGUGUAGCGAAAUUGUGGAGUGGAUCGUCUUCCGGAGGCCUGUCCCCAUCUCCUACCACCAGCUCGAGGCAUUUUAUUCCAUCUUCACCACAGAGCAGCAAGACCACGUCAAGUCGGUGGAGUAUCUGAGAAAUAACUUUCGACCACAGCAAGGUCUGAAUGACAGGGUCGUGUCCAAGUCUGCUGUCCGUGACGCCUGGAACCAUGACAUGAUGGACUUCUUAGAAAACCCUCUAGGGACAGAAGCUUCUAAAGUCUGCAGCUCUCCACCCAUCCACAUGAAGGUGCAGCCUCUGAACCAGACGGCACUGCAGGUGUCCUGGAGCCAGCCAGAGACCAUCUACCACCCCCCCAUCAUGAACUACAUGAUUUCCUACAGUUGGACCAAGAACGAAGAUGAGAAGGAGAAGACGUUCACAAAGGACAGCGACAAAGACCUGAAAGCCACCAUUAGCCAUGUCUCACCCGAUAGCCUUUACCUGUUCCGAGUCCAGGCCGUGUGUCGGAACGACAUGCGCAGCGACUUCAGCCAGACAAUGCUCUUUCAAGCUAAUACCACUCGAAUAUUCCAAGGGACCAGAAUUGUGAAAACAGGAGUGCCCACAGCGUCUCCUGCCUCUUCUGCCGACAUGGCCCCCAUCAGCUCGGGGUCUUCUACCUGGACAUCCUCUGGCAUCCCCUUCUCCUUUGUUUCCAUGGCGACUGGGAUGGGCCCCUCCUCCAGCGGCAGCCAGGCGACAGUAGCCUCAGUGGUCACCAGCACUCUCCUUGCCGGCCUGGGGUUCGGCGGCGGCGGCAUCUCUUCCUUCCCCAGCACGGUGUGGCCCACACGCCUCCCGACGGCAGCCUCAGCCAGCAAGCAGGCGGUCAGGCCAGUCCUUGCAACAACAGAGGCCUUGGCUUCUCCAGGGCCGGACGGCGAUUCUGUACCAACCAAGGACAGUGAGGGUGCAGAAGAAGGGGACAAGGAUGAGAAAAGUGAGAGUGAGGAUGGGGAACGGGAGCAUGAGGAGGACGGAGAGAAGGACUCCGAGAAGAAGGAGAAGAGUGGAGUGACCCAUGCCGCCGAGGAGGGGAACCAGACCGAGCCCACCCCCACACCCUCCUCUCCCAACAGAACUGCCGAGGAGGGUGGGCAUCAGACUAUAUCUGGGCACGAGCAGGACCACACUGCCCUCCCCACAGACCAGCCGGGCAGAAGGAGGGAUGCCGACCCAGGCCUGGACUCUGAUUCGGUCACCUCCACCCAAGUGCCCCCCACAGUCACAGAGGAACAUUAUGCAGGGAGUGAUCCCAAGAGACCUGACAUUCCAUCUAAAAAGCCUAUGUCCCGAGGGGACCGAUUUUCCGAGGAUAGCAAAUUUAUCACUGUUAAUCCAGCAGAAAAGAACACAUCUGGAACGAUAAGCCGCCCUUCUCCAGGAAGGAUGGAGUGGAUCAUCCCUCUGAUUGUGGUAUCAGCCUUGACCUUCGUGUGCCUCAUCCUUCUCAUUGCUGUGCUAGUUUACUGGAGAGGGUGUAACAAAAUAAAGUCCAAGGGCUUUCCCAGACGUUUCCAUGAAGUGCCUUCUUCUGGGGAGAGAGGAGAGAAGGGGAGCAGAAAAUGUUUUCAGACUGCUCAUUUUUAUGUUGAAGAUAGUAGUUCACCUCGUGUGGUUCCCAAUGAAAGUAUUCCUAUUAUUCCUAUUCCGGAUGACAUGGAAGCCAUUCCCGUCAAACAGUUUGUUAAACACAUUGGUGAGCUCUAUUCUAAUAACCAGCAUGGGUUCUCUGAGGAUUUUGAGGAAGUCCAGCGCUGUACGGCUGAUAUGAACAUCACUGCAGAACAUUCCAAUCAUCCAGAUAACAAGCACAAAAACAGAUACAUCAACAUUUUAGCAUAUGAUCACAGUAGGGUGAAGUUAAGACCUUUACCAGGAAAAGACUCCAAGCACAGUGACUACAUUAAUGCAAACUAUGUCGAUGGUUACAACAAAGCGAAAGCCUACAUCGCCACCCAGGGACCUUUAAAGUCUACAUUUGAAGAUUUCUGGAGGAUGAUUUGGGAACAAAAUACUGGAAUCAUUAUCAUGAUUACAAACCUUGUGGAAAAAGGAAGGCGGAAAUGUGAUCAGUAUUGGCCAACAGAAAAUAGUGAGGAGUAUGGAAACAUUAUUGUCACACUGAAGAGCACAAAAGUACAUGCCUGCUAUACCGUUCGUCGUUUUUCAGUUAGAAAUACAAAAGUGAAAAAGGGUCAGAAAGGAAAUCCCAAGGGUCGUCAGAAUGAAAGGGUAGUGAUCCAGUAUCACUACACACAGUGGCCUGAUAUGGGAGUUCCCGAGUAUGCCCUCCCAGUCCUGACUUUCGUAAGGAGAUCCUCAGCAGCCCGGACACCAGAAAUGGGCCCUGUGUUGGUGCACUGCAGUGCUGGUGUGGGCAGGACAGGCACCUACAUUGUAAUAGACAGCAUGCUACAACAGAUAAAAGACAAAAGCACAGUUAAUGUCCUGGGAUUCCUGAAGCAUAUCAGGACACAGCGAAACUACCUCGUCCAGACUGAGGAGCAGUACAUUUUCAUUCAUGAUGCCUUGUUGGAAGCCAUUCUUGGAAAGGAGACUGAAGUAUCUUCAAAUCAGCUGCACAGCUAUGUUAACAGCAUCCUCAUACCGGGAGUAGGAGGAAAGACUCGACUGGAAAAACAAUUUAAGCUGGUCACACAAUGUAAUGCAAAAUACGUGGAAUGCUUUAGUGCUCAGAAAGAGUGUAACAAAGAAAAGAACAGAAACUCUUCAGUUGUGCCAUCUGAGCGUGCUCGAGUGGGUCUUGCACCAUUGCCUGGAAUGAAGGGAACAGAUUACAUUAAUGCUUCUUAUAUCAUGGGCUAUUAUAGGAGCAAUGAAUUUAUUAUAACCCAGCAUCCUCUGCCACAUACUACGAAAGAUUUCUGGCGAAUGAUAUGGGAUCAUAAUGCACAGAUCAUUGUCAUGCUGCCAGACAACCAGAGCUUGGUAAGUAAAGCACAUCUGCUAUAUAUUAAUGAGCCCAUGAGGUUAUAAGCAUAAAUUACUUUGAUACCUUGCCACAGGACUAUAGUGUUUGUAUAUGCUAAAGAGGGAAUUUGGUCU